CGAUAACAAAACAUCGCCACCGUGCGACAAUAGAAUGUUAUAAGACACCGAUCCACGUCCUAUCUGCCUUCACGGUAGGGUCGUAUCCAGAGAAUUUUGAAGAGUGUCUAGGACGAAAGCCCAGACAGCCAACGUUGGGAAAUACUUGUCUCGUUUCAAACAGGGAUAUUAUGAAUAAUUCGCUUAUCAGAAGGUGUUUGGAAUAAACUGUCGAUUUUCAUGUCAACUUUCAUGAUAAGCACAAUAAAAUUUAUGAUUGCAAAGUUAAAAAAAAUGUUGUACACUGAUAGCUUGGGCAACUAACAUUAUUUAGCGGAUUAAGAUUUAUUUCAGUGUUAUUUUAACAUUGAAUUUUCAUGUGUGAAACUUUCUAUAGUGAUCUACCAUAUAAUAAAUUAGUCUCUUUGUGUGAAAAUAUCAACCGUGGAAAUAUUGGCACAAGCAUAAGCGAAUUAAUCAGAAAAUGAAACUUUUCGCAUCAACUGACGGUUAGAAUGAGCUCCAAGCAUAAGCCACAUUGAUCGUAAACGGGACACUCGACUGUACAUUUUUCAAUUUCAUAUGAGUAUUUGCCGCUGAGAACAUUGUUUAAGGAAAUAUAACCUGGCUUUAAAGUGUUAAAAGAAUUGUGUAUCUUCAUGUUGUAAAGAAGAAAUAAUUUUAGUGUAAAAAUAAAACGGAUUAAUCCAGUAAAAUGGCGCAUUUCUGGAAUACUCGACCGAUAUCGGGAAAACACCCGGUAUACUUCAGACAACGGAACUACCGGGGCUCAAACCGCUUUAGCGAGCAUGACAAUCGUAACUCAUUCCAAAGCCACGGAGUUUACUUCGGAGAUGAAUAUUCACGUUAUUCUAUACGACCUGAAUGGAUGCAUUCCGCGGGCCAAAACACACGCCAGUUGGGUCGCAACCUGAUCGAGCCUCAUUUACGACAUCAUAACACAGGCACGGACUUUCUGAAACACUACGGACGAGAAGUCACUGACCAUGAAUAUCACAGCACAUACCAGAAGUCUUUCAAAGGCAUAGACAUCGAGGAUCCCCCUCGACAUCGCAGAUUCAGCAAGUCGUUACCACCUGCCGAGCCUGGUCCUGUUUCCUUGACAACGGCUACUACAGCCUGGAUACCCUCAGAAUCUUCCAGACAUAAAACUGACACUCAAGUGUUGGCGGUUAGCCAAGAACCGUUCUUAAAGCAUAAUCCUUGGAAAUAUUCGUACCAUUCAAAGCGAAAUGUUUACCCACCGUACGAGCGCCGCUCUGAACCAGUUAUUGACAAUAUGCUUAACAGAUAUGGGGCGAAUUUCAAUGCAAGUUCCAACUUUAACUCUACAGGUUUCAGUGGACUUAGUCCACUAGAAACAACCGGGUGUAGUUAGACAGAUAGAAGACAAACAACUUUUCAAGAAAUACAACAAUCAAAACUAAUGGUAUUGUAUUGAACAUAGGAACAAAAAUGUUAUCACAAAAACUGUGUUGUCUGUUACGACAGUGUUAAAAAUAAAUUAUUUUUUCUGUAAGUUUUA
This is a messenger RNA of Mya arenaria, 1525 nucleotides long. RefSeq lists its product as uncharacterized. The transcript has 4 exons. The record is from RefSeq and is a predicted model, not a curated record. The coding region runs from base 695 to 1378 and encodes 227 amino acids. Lineage: Eukaryota; Metazoa; Mollusca; Bivalvia; Myida; Myidae.